AUUAUGUCUAAGUGGGCAGAGAGCAAAUAUGAGGGUGAGCAAUUAGAAGGUUGGUUUCAUGGAAAGGGCAAAUAUUACUUUAGUAAUGGAGUCAUCUAUGAGGGUGAUUUUUUUAAGGGCGAAUUUCAUGGAGAUGGAACUCUCAUAUUUCCAAAUGGAGUAAAUAAACUUAUAUUCCUGUAGGGAUAAUACAAAGCUAAAUGGGAAAGAGGGAAGAUGCUUGAUGGUACCUACUUUUUUGAGGACCAUUUGAAAUAUGAACCUAUGGAUUGGAAAUAUUGUAUUGGAGAUGACAGAAGAUUUCAUCAGGAAAUCAAAUAGAGUAUAAAACCAGCAGGAAUCACUCAAAUGACUAAGGAUGACAUUCUUAUUGAAAUUCCUGAAGGCACUUAUGGUAUAAGUUUUUAAGAUUGAAUUUCAGAUGUUGGCGAAGGUUAUUAUGAGCCUGUGAAAUCUAUUAUUUACAGAUAUGAUGGUUCAAUCUUAAGAACACCUAGUGAACCUGAAGUUGAGAACAUUCUCAAGAAGUGUAGGUACAAUCCCAAGAAAGACUUUAUCAUUGAUGGCAAAGACGAUAAAGUUAUUCAGAAAAUGACUCAGAAGUCUUAGUGA
Paramecium octaurelia is the source of this 612-nucleotide messenger RNA. Lineage: Eukaryota; Ciliophora; Oligohymenophorea; Peniculida; Parameciidae. The record is from the annotation of a GenBank genome assembly.